Messenger RNA from Pelobates fuscus (common spadefoot toad), 645 nucleotides. RefSeq names its product hemagglutinin/amebocyte aggregation factor-like. The coding region runs from base 46 to 573 and encodes 175 amino acids. Gene Ontology annotation, cellular component: extracellular matrix. The record is from RefSeq and is a predicted model, not a curated record. The transcript has 5 exons. Lineage: Eukaryota; Metazoa; Chordata; Amphibia; Anura; Pelobatidae. Gene Ontology annotation, biological process: collagen fibril organization.
GUCCACAGACUUCUGCUGAAAUCUAACGUUUACAGAUCUGACAUCAUGCAGAUGACACUGGUCUUCCUACUGGGCCUAACCACCACUUUAGCAGCACCACAAGGAAAAAUAAAUGAAAGAUGGGUGAAUGAUUAUGAUCAGCUACUCUUUUUCAGCUGUGCGAGUAAUCAGAGCAUUCGUUCAAUCACAAGUAUACAUGACAAUAAGCGUGAGGAUCGAGUGUGGGAUUUUUUCUGUCAGAACACAUUUAGCAAUCCUGGAAGCUGUACCUGGUCUGGUUAUGCUAAUAAUUUUGAUGAAGAACUCUAUUUCAUAUGUCCCUUUGGCUCUGUCCUCAGGGGCAUGGAGAGCUCACAUGAUAACUCGAAGGAGGACAGAAGAUGGAAGUUUGAAUGCUGUACAGGAGAAGUACAAGUCACAAGUAACUGCCAGUGGAGUGGCUAUGUCAAUGAGUUUGAUGGGUACUUGAAAUGGGAUGCCUUACCCAACUUCUACCUGGUGGGUACAAGAAGCUACCAUGACAAUAGAAAAGAGGACAGACGAUGGCAAUACUAUUCAUGUCAAAAAAACUAAAAUUGCAAAGAAAUCAGCAGUCAUAGCCAGAACUAUAUUCCAUUCUGAUUGAAUAAAGGUUGUGUUCAAGAA